Strongyloides ratti is the source of this 1452-nucleotide messenger RNA. RefSeq names its product NTPase. The record is from RefSeq and is a predicted model, not a curated record. Gene Ontology annotation, biological process: nucleoside diphosphate catabolic process. The coding region runs from base 1 to 1452 and encodes 483 amino acids. Gene Ontology annotation, molecular function: GDP phosphatase activity; UDP phosphatase activity. Gene Ontology annotation, cellular component: membrane. Lineage: Eukaryota; Metazoa; Nematoda; Chromadorea; Rhabditida; Strongyloididae. The transcript has 2 exons.
AUGAGUGGUACAAAAGAGAUGUCUUUUUCAUUGAAAAAAAACUUUUUUUCACUAAAAUACAGUUUAUUAUGUUUAAUUAUUGGUAUCAUAGUCGCAUAUAUUUUAUUACAAGAUGAAGGAAAUUCAAUAAAAAAAGAUGGAUUUAGAAAACUUACAAAUACAAAUAUCCCAUAUAAAGAUAUAUCAACACCAAUACCUAAUUUUUAUGAACAAAAUGAUAUAACAAAUUUUUUUGCUGUUGUAAUAGAUGCUGGUUCAACAGGUACCAGAUUACAUUUAUUUCAUUCAAUACAUGAGGGAACAACUAUUAAUCCAACAACAUUUACUAUUGAAUCAGAAACAUUUUUAGAAGUUAAACCAGGCUUAUCUAAUUUUGCAAAUAAUCCUAAAGAAGCAGCAUUAAAAGUAAAAAUACUUAUUGAGAAAGCUCAACAAACAAUACCAAAACACUUAUGGAAGGAUACUCCAGUAACAUUUAAAGCAACAGCGGGUUUAAGACUACUUAAAGAUAAUAAAGCAAAUGAUAUUUUAGAAAAAGUUUCUGAAGUAUUAAAAGAUUCUGGCUUUAUAUUAUUUGAAAAUUCAGUAAAUAUAAUGCCUGGUAUAAAUGAAGGAGUAUAUGCAUGGAUAACAUUAAAUUUUUUAACAAAUCGUGUUGAAGGAGUUGUUUUUAAUAAUAAAACAGAAAAAUUACCAAUUAUAGAUAAAAAUUCAACAGCUGCAACAAUGGAUUUAGGAGGUGGAUCAACACAAUUAACAUUUUUACCAAAUGAUUUAUCUAUUUUUGAUAAUAUUAAAAAUAAUAUUGAUGAUUAUAUAUUUAAAACAAAUUUUUUUGGCAAAAAUAUACAACUUUAUUCACAUAGUUAUUUAGGUAAUGGUCUUGUUGCUUCAAGAUUAGGAGUAUCAUUAUUACAUGAAAAAUCUAAUGAAAAUUAUUUAAAAACACCAUGUUUACCACAUAAUUUUAAUCUUGAAAAAUGGAAUUAUGGUGAUAAUAAUUGGACAGUAAAUGGUGUUAUUGAUUCUAGUUUUGAUAAAUGUUUAGAAUUAAAUAAAAUUUAUAUUGAACAAAUAACUGAAGUUAAACCAAUGAAAGAAUUACUUGAAAAAGAUAUAUUUGGUUUUUCUUAUUUUUAUGAUCGUGGUUUACAAGCUGGUUUAAUUCCUAAUUGUAAUAAACAACUUGGUGGAUAUGUAAAAGUUAUAGAUUAUAAAAAUGCAGCAAAACAAAAAUGUACAAUGAAGAAAGAAGAUAUAGGUCCAGAACAUUGGAAACCAUGGCAAUGUCAUGAUUUAACAUAUAUUUAUACAUUAUUACAUUAUGGAUAUGGACUUCCAGAAGAUAAAAAAAUUUAUUUAGCAAAAAAAUUAAGAGGAAUGGAGAUGUCAUGGGCUUUAGGUGCUUCUUAUGAUCUACUUACAACAUACUAUAAAAAACAUAUAUUUUAA